Loa loa (African eye worm) is the source of this 252-nucleotide messenger RNA. RefSeq lists its product as hypothetical. Lineage: Eukaryota; Metazoa; Nematoda; Chromadorea; Rhabditida; Onchocercidae. Bases 4 to 252 code for a protein of 82 amino acids. The transcript has 3 exons. The record is from RefSeq and is a predicted model, not a curated record.
AAAAUGUGUCGAGCUGGCUAUAAAGGAAAACACGGUCAUUUUGAUGUACCCGAAGAAAUUUUACAGCAGAUGAAUGCACUCUACAUGCAAAUUACUGUAGGCGAUUACGAUGGAAACAAACGUUUGAAAUGUGCGAAAGAAUGGGAAAAACUUCGAAAUAAAACAAAAAUCGAUUGCCAGAAAGAAUUUAUCAAGCUAACCAACCGAACAAUUACAAUGUAUGGAUGGAAUCCACCAGAUGGUUGGCUAUAA